This is a messenger RNA of Branchiostoma belcheri (Belcher's lancelet), 1213 nucleotides long. RefSeq lists its product as uncharacterized. The coding region runs from base 43 to 1083 and encodes 346 amino acids. Gene Ontology annotation, molecular function: Wnt-protein binding. Lineage: Eukaryota; Metazoa; Chordata; Leptocardii; Amphioxiformes; Branchiostomatidae. The transcript is spliced from 8 exons. Gene Ontology annotation, biological process: non-canonical Wnt signaling pathway; negative regulation of canonical Wnt signaling pathway; canonical Wnt signaling pathway. The record is from RefSeq and is a predicted model, not a curated record.
GUCGAUGAAAAAGCCGUUCAGUCCUGACGUUCAAACUUCAGGAUGAAGUUGUCCAUUAUAAUCACGGUCAUCACCACUGCCUUAAUUUUAGCAGGUAAAAAUACCUGUUAUGGUCAAGUAUGCGAACCCAUCCGGUACAGUGGUUGUAUGGGUCUGUCGUACAACCAAACAUCCUUCCCGAACGUCUACGGGUGGCAGGAUCAAGACGAAGCUCUCCGAACUGCCCCGUUCGUGUUCCCGACGUACAACCCUAUCAUUGACUGCCAUCCGGAGUUGAACUUCUUCUUGUGUUCGCUUUUGUUUCCCCAAUGUACGUCUGAAGGGCAGAAACUUCCAUGCCGCUCGUUCUGCAAUGAGAUUAACGCUACAUGUGGGGAGCGAGCUCUGGCCGCCGGUGUCCAAUGGAACGCUGCGAUCUGUCCACAACUCUCUGAUGACAGCUGCACUAGACCAGACGGAUGUGAACCCAUCCGCUACAGUGGUUGUAUGGGUCUGUCGUACUCCCAAACAUCCUUCCCGAACGUCUACGGGUGGCAGGAUCAAGACGAAGCUCUCCGAACUGCCCCGUUCGUGUUCCCGACACUUCCAUGCCGCUCGUUCUGCAAUGAGAUUAACACUGCAUGCGGGGAUCGAGCUCAGGCCGCCGGUCUUCAGUGGAACGCUGCGAUCUGUCCACAACUCUCUGAUGACAGCUGCACUCGACCAAAUGUUCCAAGCAUUAUAACAUCUCCGGCGACACCCAGCCAGCAGAGUAACGCAACGGCUACCACUGCACCGACAGUCUCCCAACAAGCUAAUACAACAGCUACCGAUGCACCAACGGCCUCCCAACUAGCUAACACGACAGCUACCGAUGCACCAACGGCCUCCCAACUAGCUAACAAGACAGUUACCGAUGCGCCAACAAGCUCCCAACAAACUAACACAACAGCUACCGACGCACCGACAACCGGGUCUCAACAGGAUAACACCCCAACAGUUGGAGCUUCUGGUGGGGCCAUGGCUACAGGAGGCAAUGCUGACAUCGUGAUCGGAGUGGUUGCGGCUAUCGCCUGGGCAGUUGCCCUCGGGAACAGUGGCUGAUUCGGAAGGGUUCAGAUACAGGUAUACCAUUACAGAACGUACAUCAGCGAACUUAAUUGAAUGCCAUGACUAUUUUCUGAAAAACCACGACUGAGUAUAUAUUUCAGUAUAUUUCUAAGAGAAAUCGUUA